Messenger RNA from Phytomonas sp. Hart1, 1950 nucleotides. NCBI's taxonomy places the organism in Eukaryota, Euglenozoa, Kinetoplastea, Trypanosomatida, Trypanosomatidae. The record is from the annotation of a GenBank genome assembly.
AUGAUCCCUUCGUUGGAGGUUUCAGUAUCCUCGGAGUGGGCGGACAUUCACCGCAAUUUUGCACCACUCAUUCGACUUUCAAAUAUAGCUGCACCACUUUCUAAAUUCACCAGUGUCGAAUGCGAUGCAGGUGAAGUUGUUGCCUAUAAUAGCUCUCACUGCUCUCCAGUAAAGUGCAAUGAGUCAUCGAAUAUUUUUGAGUUGCUUGCUCCGGUAAAUAUACAACUUCCUCCAGGACCAACUUCAGAGGAGCUUUCUAAUUUUAAUGCGUUAGUCACUAACCUCAUCGUUCAACAGGAGAAUGAAAAACAGUAUAUCAGCCUGAUUUUUCGAGAGUAUUGUAAACGUAAAGGUAUCAUGCAGAAACGUGAAAAAGAAUUCGAUGCGUUUAUAGAAGAGUUCGCUGAGCUUCAGCGCCGUGAUUUACCACCCUUCCUUCGUCAGGCACUUGCGAUACUGGAGGAAGAAGAGACCACUGUUCGUGGUGAAAUCGUGGUGGUAUACAAUCGGUUCCUGGAGUGGAUCGAAGGGGUACAGCCGCAGUGGUUGGAAGCGGUGGAUCGACAAAUAGCGGAAAACCGCAUGAAGGAAGAGGCCAAAAAAGCUGCACUGGAGGCUUCCAAAGCCCUCUUAGUGCAGGAGCUCGAGGCUGGAAGAAGGUUCACUUCAAUGUCAGGCAAUAGUAUAGAUUCUUCCUACGUGCCCAAUGUUGGGCUGGAUGACGGUAUCCAUGAGGAACCUUCACCGGCCGCACUACGACGCAAAGCCAUUGAAUUACUGGAGCAGCAAGAGGCUGUGAUGCGUCAUCGUCGUGAUCAGCACUUACUGGAGCUAAAGUUGAAAGAAGAGUCUCUACGUCAGCGUAUAAAAAAUGCAGAAAACGAACGUCUUUCUGGGGAUAACAAAGAAAAGGCGAAUUGGGAGCUGCUACACCAAGAUUUGCCUGAACAGAAAAAUGAUCUUCAGCUCCUGCAUGCGCAUGAAGCGGAAAUGUUGCAGAAAGAGGAAAAGCGCCGUAUGAUGUUGGAACAUUGUACAGCUGAGGAAGAACUUAUUCGGCAUCGUUUGAAGAACCAAGAGGACAAGCGUAGGGCUGUGGAAGAGGAAAAGAAAUGCCUUGAGGCUCAGAAAAAGAAAGAGUUCUAUGAGCAUAUCCUUGCCGAAGAGGAGCUUCUGCGUCAACGCAUGCAGCAACGUGAGGCCGAAAAAGAAAUGGAAAAUCAACGACAAGCCGCAGCUAUUGAACAGGCGCGUCAAGAAAAAAGCCAGGCGCUGAGACGGAAGCAAGAGGCAUUCGAAGAGGAAUUAAGACAUCGUGAGCAGCACAAUUCACUAGUGAUGGAGCAGGAGGAGGUGUUGCGUCGCGUCAAGAAGGAGUACCAUAAUGCCGAAAGAGCUAAGCAGGUUACACUGUUAAAGGAACAAGAAGAGAUGGUUAAAGCACGAUUACGUGCUAAGGAGAUAGCUGAAAUUCAGGCUAAGGAGCAGAAGUUGCAAAAUCAGGCGCCACAGCAAAUCAUUUAUCCUUCAAUGGGGUUCCUUUCGUCAAAUUCCCAGGCCGCGACAAACCCCAGCGCGGUUGCCACUACACCUUACUUACCUACCGCCCAUGCACCGGCAGCGACAUCCGGUUUGUUUCAAUAUGUUGGUCCCACCUCUAACAUGCCGCCCAGCACCCAGUUCACCGCCUUUCAGACGUCUACCGUGGGAUCUGGUGGAGUGGCGAUGCAUCCGGUCCAAACCUAUCCACCUUAUUACACUGGCCACGUUCCCGAUGGUAUCCAGCCUAUGGCUUUGCCUAAUCCUGCGGUGGUUUACCCUAACGUAAAUUCGUGGGGUGGCACUGGAGUGCCCUACGCUCAGCCAAAUACGAUACCGACAGAGGGAUACCGAUAUAUGAUUCCUUACACGGUUCAGUUAUUAAAUCCCCAAAUCCAAGGAGGAUCUUGA